AUGUCGUCGCAUCGCCCUCAUUUACUUCGUCAGUCCGCUGCCGACGACGACGACCAUUCAAGCGUCAGCAGUAUCAUCGAGCCUGGCGGCGACAUGGACCCGAACUCCGAACAGGAACUGACUGUCACGGCCGAGGCUCUCUACAACCGACACGUCACCAGUCCGAGGAUGGCCACCCGCUCCCUGAGUCCUAGGUCCCCUACGGCAUCUCCUUCACCUCCUCCUCAGUCACCACCUUCCCAAAGUCCCCAUCAACCAAACCUCAUCGCCCAGAUGUGCAUCAACCAUCAAGUUGGCCCAUCCAUCCCCAAUAUCGACAGCAUCACCACGACCAGCAUCAGGGGCAGCAGCCUCAACACGAGUAGCAUCAGUGGUGCGAGCAUGCACACAGCCGUCAGCGCCAGCAACACCAAUGCCACCCCCGCCUCGUCGGAUGCCGACUCGUCCGACGAAAGCAACGAUGACGAUCUGGAGAAGCACGCAGACGUGUCCAUGACGUCGUCUGUGCAGAACCAUGUCUUCGAAAGCGGCAUCCGUUACCAUGCUUACCGCGCCGGCAAGUAUCCGCUGCCGAACGACGAGACGGAGCAGGCUCGGGAUGACAUGAAGCAUGCUAUGACCUUGGGGCUUAUGGGCGAAGAAUUGUUCUAUGCGCCGGUCGAGGAGAGACUUGCAACCCCUGGAGCGCAGGUGCUGGAUUUGGGUACGGGAACAGGCAUCUGGGCUAUCGAGUUGGGCGACAGGUACCCUACCAGUACCAUCACCGGUGUAGACCUCUCCCCCAUCCAGCCGUCCUUUGUGCCGCACAACGUCUCCUUCUACGUUGACGACUUCGAAGAGGAAUGGGUCGACAGCGACGAGAAAUAUGAUUUCAUCCACAUGCGCUACACUCUUUUCGCCGUCUACGACCCAAUUACUCUCGUAAACCGCAUCUACCGUCACCUCAAACCCGGAGCCUAUUUCGAGGCCCAGGAACUCCUCUAUGUCCCUAACUCCGACGACAAUACCCUCACUCCAAGUACCCCGUACGCUCUUCGCGAUUACAUCAACUACAUGGCUGCUGGCUUGCGUGUCAUCGGCACAGACUUACACGCAAUUCUCUCUCUUCCCGAUAUCAUGCGUCAAGCGGGGUUCGUCGACGUCAGGGUGAUCAAGCACAAGGUUCCCAUCGGCCCUUGGCCGCGCGACGACGCUCCCAAGGCCGUAGGGUCCUUGAUGAAGAAAGCAAUCUUGGAAGGGUUGAGGGGAGUGAGUCGCAAGCCGCUUCUGGCGUUGGCCUGGCAACCGGUGCAGAUUGAGAUUUUCCUGAUGGAAGUCAGGCAGGCGUUGAUGAGAAGCGAUUUGCAUGCGUACUUUACGCUGCAUGUUGUCGUGGGGAAGAAACCGGAGUGA
Messenger RNA from Thermochaetoides thermophila DSM 1495, 1392 nucleotides. RefSeq lists its product as uncharacterized. The record is from RefSeq and is a predicted model, not a curated record. Lineage: Eukaryota; Fungi; Ascomycota; Sordariomycetes; Sordariales; Chaetomiaceae. Bases 1 to 1392 code for a protein of 463 amino acids. Gene Ontology annotation, molecular function: methyltransferase activity. The transcript is spliced from 4 exons.